AUGUUCAGAAACAACUACGAUGGUGAUACUGUGACUUUUUCACCCACAGGAAGGCUUUUCCAGGUUGAAUACGCACUGGAGGCUAUCAAGCAGGGUAGUGUGACAGUGGGCGUUCGGUCCAAGAAGUUUGCGGUAUUAGUGGCGCUCAAGCGUAAUGCCGAUGAACUCUCCUCUUACCAGAAGAAGAUCAUCAAGUGCGAUGAGCACUUAGGUCUUUCCCUUGCCGGGUUGGCGCCAGACGGACGCGUGCUCAGCAACUUUCUAAGACAGCAAUGCAACUACUCGAGUCUUGUAUACAACCGCAAGCUAUCAUUAGAGAAGGCAGGCAACCUGCUCAGCGACAAGGCCCAAAAGAAUACACAAUCGUACGGCGGAAGACCCUAUGGUGUGGGACUCUUGCUUGCCGGCUACGACAACAGUGGCCCACAUUUGCUUGAGUUCCAGCCUUCAGGAAACACUCUCGAACUCUACGGCUCUGCCAUCGGUGCGCGUUCUCAAGGCGCGAAGACGUAUUUGGAGAGAACCCUUCAAGAUUAUUUGGAAUUGGAUGACGCCGACGAUCUGAUUCGCGUUGCAGUAGAAGCCCUCAGGCAGUGUUUGAAGGAUGAGGUUUUGAGUACCAAGAACCUUUCUAUAGCGGUUGUGGGCCAAGAUAAACCUUUCACAAUUUUGGACGACGAAGCAGUGUCGCCAUAUCUAUAA
Molecule: messenger RNA, 702 nt
Organism: Lachancea thermotolerans CBS 6340
Lineage: Eukaryota; Fungi; Ascomycota; Saccharomycetes; Saccharomycetales; Saccharomycetaceae
Gene: PRE5
Product: proteasome core particle subunit alpha 6
Exons: 1
Coding region: 1-702 (233 amino acids)
Biological process (GO): ubiquitin-dependent protein catabolic process
Cellular component (GO): nucleus; proteasome core complex, alpha-subunit complex; proteasome core complex
Source: RefSeq, a predicted model, not a curated record